CGGCGAGAACUCCACGUGACAGUUCGUGGCACUCGCGGUGCCGGCGCCGGCUUCAGUUGGAGAAGGGGCGCAAGCGCGGGCAGGGGGCAGGAGGCGGGGUGUGCUGACUGGGGUCUCUUUCGUGCUCUCAGCCCCCUGCGGACGCCACCAUGGGGGAUGCGCCGACCCCAGAGGAGAAACUACAUCUCAUCACCCGCAACUUGCAGGAAGUCCUUGGUGAAGAAAAACUGAAGGAGAUCCUGAAGGAAAGGGAAUUGAAAGUUUACUGGGGGACCGCAACCACUGGCAAGCCCCAUGUGGCUUACUUUGUGCCAAUGUCAAAGAUCGCCGACUUCCUGAAAGCAGGAUGUGAGGUGACAAUCCUCUUUGCUGAUCUUCAUGCAUACCUAGACAAUAUGAAGGCUCCAUGGGAGCUCCUGGAACUUCGGACCUUUUACUAUGAAAACGUGAUCAAAGCCAUGCUGGAAAGUAUUGGGGUUUCCUUGGAGAAGCUAAAAUUUGUCAAAGGCACUGAUUACCAGCUCAGCAAAAAGUACACAUUGGAUGUUUACAGACUUUCCUCGAUGGUCACUCAGCAUGAUGCAAAGAAAGCUGGGGCUGAAGUAGUAAAACAGGUGGAACAUCCUUUGUUGAGUGGUCUGCUCUACCCAGGAUUACAGGCCUUAGAUGAGGAAUAUCUGAACGUAGAUGCCCAGUUUGGAGGAGUUGAUCAGAGGAAGAUUUUUACCUUUGCAGAAAAGUAUCUCCCAACCCUAGGCUAUUCAAAGAGGAUCCAUUUGAUGAAUCCUAUGGUCCCAGGAUUAACAGGCAGUAAAAUGAGCUCUUCGGAAGAGGAGUCUAAGAUUGAUCUUCUUGAUCGGAAAGAGGAUGUGAAAAAAAAACUGAAAAAAGCCUUCUGUGAGCCAGGAAAUGUGGAAAACAAUGGAGUCUUGGCCUUCAUCAGACACGUGCUUUUCCCUCUCAAGUCAGAGUUUGUGAUCCUUCGAGAAGAGAAAUGGGGCGGCAACAAAACCUACACGGCUUACUCGGAACUGGAAAAGGACUUUGCGGACCAGGUGGUGCAUCCUGGAGAUCUGAAGAAUUCAGUUGAAGUGGCCUUGAACAAAUUGCUGGACCCCAUUCGGGAAAAGUUUAAUGCUCCUGCAUUGAAGAAGCUGUCCAGCGCAGCUUACCCUGACCCAACAAAACAGAAGCCACUGGCCAAAACUUCUACCAAGAACAUGGAGCCGGACGUGGUCGUCCCAUCCCGGCUGGACAUCCGUGUGGGGAAAGUGAUCAGCGUAGAGAAGCACCCUGACGCAGACACUCUGUACAUGGAGAAGAUUGACGUUGGGGAGCCGGAGCCGCGGACGGUGGUGAGCGGCCUGGUUCACUUUGUUCCCAAGGAAGAGCUACAGGACAGGCUUGUGGUGGUCUUGUGCAACUUGAAGCCCCAAAAGAUGAGGGGAGUGGAGUCCCAAGGGAUGCUUCUGUGUGCUUCCACGGAAGGGGCAAACCGCCAGGUGGAGCUCCUGGACCCUCCUCAAGGCUCUGCCCCCGGAGAGCGCGUGUUUGUGGAGGGUUAUGAGCAGGGCCAGCCUGAUGAGGAGCUCAAGCCCAAGAAGAAAGUCUUUGAGAAACUGCAGGCUGACUUUCGGAUCUCCUCGGAGCGCAUUGCCCAAUGGAAGCAAACCAACUUGAUGACCAAACUGGGCUGCGUCUCUUGUAAAACACUGAAGGGAGGGAGCAUCAGCUAACUGUGAGGCCGGCCUCCACCCCCCCACCACCCAUCACAGGCUGCUCUCCCCAUCCCUAGUCCACCAGCCCCUCCAAGGAGCCUCAUCUUCCAGGUGUCUACAGCUGACUGGGGGCUCCAGAUUCCCAGUGUCCAGUGCUAGGUAUGCGUCCCUUGAGAACUCGGGCUUGAGGCUGCAGGAGGCUGCCCACCAGAACCCAGACAUCCCACCCCAUUCCCAGGAGUCGGCCUCCCACAUCUCUGCCAAGAAUUGGGAUCCCUGAGAGAGGGUGGUCGAAGGAAGUGAUGCUUCUGGCUCCUCUGUUGGCAGCUGAUUUAGGAACUCUUUCCCAAAAGAUCCAGUUUUCGUGUAAUUGGAGGGAGGGGGGAGGGAUAUGCUGUAAUUGUUCAAAUUGGAAAACGAUCUGUUCCUUGGCUUUCCAGUGGGGAUCCGGCAGCUGUGCUUCAGGGGCUGUGCCUCUGGCUGGAGCUCGGUGCCAGAAGUGGGCUAAUUACAGCUUCUCAGGAAGUUGUGGGGUUUGGGAAGGCAAAUGUUUACAAGGAAUGAUUGUUUUGUCCAACCAUCUCCUGGCCCCUUUGCCAUCUUCCUACCAAGGCUUCCUGAGCCGUGCCUGGCAACCCUUCAUCCCCAGAUCUCCCCACACCCUAAACCAGGUGUGUGGAUCAUAAGCAUCACACCAUGCUAGGGAGGGGGGUGUCUUUUUAAAGAGGGUGGGAAGUGACUUCAUAAUCUGAAUCAUUGUCAUAAAUCAGAAUAAAUGUCUAACUGAAA
Antechinus flavipes (yellow-footed antechinus) is the source of this 2507-nucleotide messenger RNA. It is a transcript of the gene YARS1, whose product is annotated as tyrosyl-tRNA synthetase 1. NCBI's taxonomy places the organism in Eukaryota, Metazoa, Chordata, Mammalia, Dasyuromorphia, Dasyuridae. Gene Ontology annotation, molecular function: tyrosine-tRNA ligase activity; tRNA binding; ATP binding. Gene Ontology annotation, biological process: tyrosyl-tRNA aminoacylation. Bases 150 to 1736 code for a protein of 528 amino acids. The record is from RefSeq and is a predicted model, not a curated record. The transcript is spliced from 13 exons.